UGGUCGAGCUUAUGCUUUUUUUAACUGUAGAUAUGAUAUAAUUAGACGAUAUUGUAAUAUUGUUGCAACAUUAAAAAUUUGAGUCUGUAUAUAGUUCACAGAAUUUUUCAGAUCAAAUCAAGACGCGAUUUAAUUAACAUAUGUGAUACAUCACUACAAGUUUACUACUCUCAAUUAUAUAUUGCUAGAGAGGCAUGAUAGUUUCCAAGUCAAUAGCGAGUAUUUUGCUAACUUCUUCACGAAGGAGUCAUGUCAUAGUACGUGCCUUGGGCCUGACUAGCUAUCUAUUAGCGUCAAAAUCAAAAAGAUUAGAAUCAGAAGCUGCAACAUCGCAAAAACCAAUACUAGGACUCACACCUUCACUAGAUUGGGAUCGUGGUGGGAGGAAAGAGAAAGAAAGUCUAAGCCCGUUAUAUGCUUUAGCUAAGAAACUAGUGGAAUCUCAUCCUAAUUGUGUUUCCUUAAUACAAGUUGGAAGUUUUUAUGAACUUUAUUUUGAGCAAGCUGAAGAAUUUGGCCCUAAGCUAGGUCUUAGGGUUGCUACAAGAAAGACUACUAAUUUUGCUAUUCCUAUGGCAGGAUUUCCAGUAAGUCAGUUACAAAAAUUCGUGAAGAUUUUGGUUCAAGAUUUGUCUGAAAAUGUUGCUAUUGUUGAUCAAUAUCCUGAAAGAGAAACCACUGCCGAUAUUAUUCAUCGAAAAGUAUCUCGUAUUAUAACGCCAGGGACGUUAGUCGAUGAAACAUUUCUCAAUUAUGGUCAAAAUAAUUAUUUGGCUUCAAUAUAUCUACCUCCUAACUGUACAGAUCAUCGGGCUGAUCCAGACAUCCCAGUCGGUAUAUCUUGGAUUGAUUUAUCAGUUGGUGAUUUCUACGUCCAACAGACCACACUUGGAGAAAUUGAUUCUGAUAUUUCAAGAAUAAAUCCUAGUGAAAUUAUUCUUCCAAAAGAUUUUCAAGAUAAGAAUUUAAUCAAUGGGAAAUGGUAUGCACCAUUUCAACAAUUAAGAAAAUAUUUCAUUCGUUAUCAUAAGACAAUGUCUAACGAUUUAAAAUCAAAAUUCAAAAGUAGGCAUCAAGUUACAAAGAAAACGAUGGAAGGCUUUUCAACUGGAGAAAUAGCGGCAAUGAACAUGGUGUUGUCAUAUAUUCAAGUAAAUCUUCCCGAUUCAAACCCUCAAUUAGAUGUUCCACUUCAAUACUGGAAUAGCAAAUAUAUGCAAUUAGAUCCUAGAACCAGAGAAGCAUUGGAAUUAACAGAGAGGUCUACUGGUGGUCGUAGUUCAACAGUUGGAUCCCUCUUCACGACUAUAAAACGAACUGUUACACAAUCUGGGUCAAGACUACUUACUCAAUAUUUGAGAUCCCCAACUUUGGAUAUUAAAGAAAUUGUUAGAAGACAGUCUUAUGUUUCGAUGUUUGUCGAAAACAGCAUUCUAAAGACAUCUUUGAGGGCGCAUUUAACUCAGCUAGGAGAUUUCGUUCGCUCUCUUCAACGAUUAUCUUUUGGGGCAGGUGAUCUGGUUCAGCAUUUAUUAUCUAUUGGAGAGGGCCUUCAAAAGUUAGAGAACUUAGAAACUUUCUUAAUUGAAGAAUAUAAGAACAAUAGAAAGCUGUUGAAAGCAUUGGGAGAUUUCCUUCAGCAAUUUCAAGUUCCUAUAGAUAUUUCGAGGGAAAUCAGCUCUACUCUUCAUGUUGAAAGCAUUCCAAUCAUGGAACCAAAAGAAGAAAUUACUUCAGAAAUAGAAGUUGAAGACGAGACAUAUUCCGAUUCAGGAUCUUAUUCCAAUGCGUCAUUGGAAAAAUACAGGCAUCAAUCUCCGGUGGAAGCUAAGACAUUCGAUUUUUCAGUUAAGAGAGACUUCAAUGAAGUGCUUUCUGGUUUGCAUGAUGAGUUGGAAUCACUUUUGACGGAACAGGAUGUUAUGUUUGAUACAUUACGUAAAACUUUAACUGAGAUAGAUCCUAAAUUGGUAGUUUCGAAGAAAGAUCAACAUGGCCGAUUUGUGAAUGUCAUCCACAUUAAGGGUAAUGAAAAGCUGGUAGAAGAAGUAAGCAGGAUUUAUAAAUCAGAUAUUCGAGAGAAAAGAAAAGGAAUCGUCUUAUUCAAGCCAAUGAAUUGGAGUAAAUUACAAAACCUGAUCGAAAGCGUGAAAGAAGAAAUUCGAUUAGUUGAAAAGGAGAUUGUCGAGAAUUUAAGAGCUAACGUCUUAGAGAGAAUUAGUUCUAUAAGGAAGGUUAGUAAAUUGGUAGACUUCCUAGACGUGACGAUAUCAUACUCCAUUUUGGCCGAAGAAUAUAAGCUAGUAUGUCCCAAGUUUGUUAAGACUAAUACAUUAAAUAUUCUGGAAGGGAGACAUCUAGUUGUCGAAGCUGCUUUAAAGGAAGUUGGAGUCAAUUUCACACCCAAUGAUACAAAAGUAUCACCAUCAGAAAGUAUGUGGAUUAUUUCAGGUCCAAACAUGGGUGGUAAAAGUACAUUCUUGAGACAGAAUGCUUUAAUUGUGAUUCUUGCUCAAAUAGGAUGUUUUGUACCAGCUUCAAAAGCAAGUAUUGGAUUGGUGGACAAAAUAUUUACCAGGAUUGGUGCUUCGGAUGAUUUGUACAAUGAUUUAAGUACAUUUAUGGUUGAGAUGGUUGAAACAAGUAACAUUUUAAAGAAUGCCACUCCCAGAUCAUUGGCUAUAGUUGAUGAAAUAGGUAGAGGUACUAGUGGAAAGGAAGGUUUAGCAUUGGCAUAUGCAACGUUGAUAAACUUGUUGACAGUUAAUAAAUGUCGAACACUUUUCGCAACUCAUUUUGGAAUAGAAUUAAAGAAAUUAUUAGAGGAAAAUAAAAUUGAUCAGAAUAAAAUUGAAUUUUUAAGAACUAGAGUGUUGUCAAAUGAUAUAGAUACUCUCACUACUGACUUGGCCAAUAUAAUUAUAGAUCAUACCUUAGAACCAGGUAUUAGUGAAAGAUCAUUUGCCCUUGAAGUUGCAGCCAUGGCUGGAUUCCCUGAGGCGGCGCUUAAAAAUGCAGCAACAGCAUAUAAAUGUUUAGUAGUUAACUAAAUGAUGCAUUGUAUA
Scheffersomyces coipomensis is the source of this 3065-nucleotide messenger RNA. Its product is annotated as mismatch repair ATPase. The record is from RefSeq and is a predicted model, not a curated record. Gene Ontology annotation, molecular function: mismatched DNA binding; ATP binding; ATP-dependent DNA damage sensor activity. Gene Ontology annotation, biological process: mismatch repair; mitochondrial DNA repair. Lineage: Eukaryota; Fungi; Ascomycota; Pichiomycetes; Serinales; Debaryomycetaceae. Gene Ontology annotation, cellular component: nucleus; mitochondrion. Bases 195 to 3050 code for a protein of 951 amino acids. The transcript has a single exon.